Guyanagaster necrorhizus is the source of this 4420-nucleotide messenger RNA. Its product is annotated as phospholipid-translocating P-type ATPase. The record is from RefSeq and is a predicted model, not a curated record. Gene Ontology annotation, biological process: phospholipid translocation. Gene Ontology annotation, cellular component: plasma membrane. Gene Ontology annotation, molecular function: ATP hydrolysis activity; ATP binding; ATPase-coupled intramembrane lipid carrier activity. Bases 271 to 4353 code for a protein of 1360 amino acids. NCBI's taxonomy places the organism in Eukaryota, Fungi, Basidiomycota, Agaricomycetes, Agaricales, Physalacriaceae. The transcript has 17 exons.
CGCGUAAGGAUGAAUUGUCGUUGGUUGGCAAUCCAUUGCGCGUCUGACGGAAUAGUGAAUCUGUCAUGCCUGAAACGGAUUCCGGGUCAGACGGCUUAUGUAUCACAAGUUUGAUCUUCGUCAUCCAUAUGCCGGUUUCGGGGCCCAGGACAGCAGUAAUGUCAACGCGCGCCUCCGGAAAAUCAUGAUGGAACUUUCACAGCGACCACGUAUCUGACUCGGCUCUGAUCCAUCCCUUUCUUUAUUCCCAGCGCUGACUUCCUCGCAGCUAUGCUUGGCAAGCUCACGUCCUUCAGCAUCGAGGACCUUUUCUCUCAGAAACGACCGCCAGGGCCUCCCAGGACCAUUUUCGUCAAUCAGCCGCUCUCCGCAGACUAUAUCGACCACAAAGGAAGAGUCAAGCCCGACCAUGUGUAUAGCAGCAACCAGGUCAUCACAUCCAAAUACACGGUUCUCACCUUCUUGCCACGAAAUCUAAUGGAGCAGUUUAGGCGAAUUGCGAACCUGUUCUUCCUUGGGCUUGCCAUUCUCCAAUUUUUUCCAAAGUUCUCCACAAUAUCCCCGGGCGUCGUCAUUCUGCCCUUGAUCAUCAUCCUCGCGCUCACCGCUGCAAAGGACGGGUACGAGGAUAUCAAGCGCCACCAAUCAGACAAGGCCGUCAAUCAGAGCACCGUCAAGGUCCUCUCCGGCGGAGGUUGGCACAAUCCGAAUGCGAUGAACUCCAAGAGCAAGACUUUUGUCCGAGGUCUCCUUCCUAGCAAACGACAACCUACUCCGGCUCAGAUCGCAGCCGGCAACGCGGGAUCCAAGAAACAUUCGCCCAACGAUGACUUUGAUGUCGAGUUCGAUUAUGAUAACCCACAAGCCGGCGGUCCAUGUUGGAAGAAUACCCCGUGGGAGGACGUUCGUGUCGGAGACUUUGUCAAGCUCUCGGACAACCAUCCUUUUCCUGCGGAUAUUCUUAUCUGUGCGACGUCGGAUGACGAAAACGAAGCUUUCGUGGAAACGAAAAACUUGGAUGGGGAAACCAAUCUCAAGUCCCGGAAUGCCGUUCCCGCUCUGACCCACCUGCGUGAUGCCUAUUCCUGUUCACGGACACGUCCUUUCAAAGUACAGUGCGAUCGCCCAGAAAAUAACAUGUAUCGCCUCAAUGCCAUGGUUUCUCUGGACGACCAGCAGGCACCUGUGGAUAUCCCGAUGACUCUGUUGCGUGGAACUGUGCUACGGAAUACAGACUGGGUCAUCGGGCUCGUGUUGUUCACUGGUCAGGAUUCCAAGAUUGUCAUGAACUCUGGUAGCGCCCCUAGCAAGCGAAGCAGAGUUGAGAGGAAGAUGAACCCUCAAGUGCUUAUCAAUCUUGCCAUUCUUGCUGGCCUUUCCACCAUCUGUGCUAUUGUUGAUUCCGCGCUAGAGAAGCAUUAUUAUCCUAUGGGAGCACCGUGGCUAUACGACGACAACCAAAGCGACGACAAUCCGUCCAUUAAUGGUCUGGUUACUUGGGCGUAUGCCUUACUGACUUUCCAAGAUAUUGUUCCCAUAUCGUUGUAUAUCUCUAUCGAAGUGGUACGGACACUACAGUCCGCUUUCAUCUACUUCGAUAAAGACAUAUGGUACGAGAAGACUAAUCAAGCUACCUUGGCUCGCAGUUGGAAUCUAUCUGAUGAUCUUGGUCAAAUACAAUACAUCUUCUCUGACAAGACAGGGACUCUAACACAGAAUUCGAUGGUCUUUCGUCAGUGCUCAAUUGGAGGGAAACCAUACAAGGGAGAUCCGGAGAGCGGUGACCCCGAAGAAGACUCUAUAUACGAACUCAAACAAAAAGCGCAAACGGAUGCUUUCGUAUCGGCUUCCACAUCUGUUCUUGGUCAGUCUGCAAAGGACGGCGGGCAUCGUUUCAGGGAUGUCAUCCUCGAGGCCGAUAUCGAGGCCGCUAUCUCCGAAGAUGCCCCGCCUGAAAGCCAGGCUCACGCUCGUGCAUUGAACGGCUUUUUCAGUGUGUUGGCGCUAUGCCAUACCGUGCUUACCUCUGUUGAUCCUGUGACCGGGCGAAUCGAGUACAAGGCCCAAUCUCCAGAUGAAGCCGCUCUUGUCCAGUCCGCUGCCGAUAUGGGUUACGUCUUCUUGGGACGUGAUAAGGAGACGUUAUCAAUGCGAAGCCCGGGAUCAGAUGAACCUGAACGGUACGAACUGCUGAAUAUCUUGGAAUUUACCAGUGCGAGGAAGAGGAUGAGCGUCGUCUUGAGGAAGCUAGAGAGCGACGAUGACCGGAUAUUCUUAAUGACUAAGGGCGCGGAUAACGUUAUCUUCGAGCGCUUAAAAGCGGGAGGUGAUGAUCUUAAGGCGGAGACGGAACGUCAUUUGAACGAGUUUGCAAACGAAGGACUGAGGACGCUUACCUUGGCUUACAAGGUCAUUUCUACUGAUGAGUAUAUAUACUGGAGCGAACGCUACCAUCAGGCGUCUGUUUCCAUGGACGACCGUGAAGCUAAAAUCGAGCAAGUCUCUGAGGAGUUAGAAAGGGACCUCCGUCUCUUAGGCGCUACUGCCAUUGAGGACCGUUUACAAGAUGGCGUACCCGAGACAAUUGCCGACCUCAAACGCGCCGGAAUCAAGAUAUGGGUUGCUACUGGUGACAAAAUGGAAACUGCCAUAGCCAUCGGACGAAGUACGAACCUCGUCGCGCCGGAUUCGAAUAUCAUUAUCGUACGGGGUGGCAGUUCUAAACCCGUCGAAGAACAGAUGAGGAACGCGAUGAAGCGCUUUUUCCCUGAAGUCACGGAUAUGACUCCCCAGGUAGAGCCAAUCCCGCGCGAAUCAAAGUCGUUCCAACUUGAUCGUGAUGAGAGACGCAACUCGAUUGUUGGUGAAGAUGUCGAUGAACUUCCUGGUGGUUUCGUUCUGGUUGUUGAUGGGGCUGCGUUGACUCAGGCCUUUGAUCAUGAUAGCAGUAGACAGCUGUUACUUCGGCUGGGAACCCUUUGCGAAGGCGUCAUCUGCUGUCGUGUAUCGCCUUUGCAAAAGGCUCUGAUCGUCCGCUUGGUGAAAGACAACUUGCAUGUCAUGACGCUCGCCAUUGGUGAUGGCGCCAAUGAUGUUAGCAUGAUUCAGGCUGCUGAUGUCGGUGUUGGUAUCUCCGGUGAAGAAGGCGUACAAGCUGUCAAUUCAUCGGAUUAUGCUAUUGGCCAGUUCCGUUUCUUGAAAAAGCUCUUAUUAGUACACGGACAUUGGUCGUUCGCUCGGAACGGGACCUUGAUUCUAACCUUCUUUUACAAAAACGUGGUACCGAUGGGAAUCAAAUUUUGGUUCCAGAUAUACUGCGGAUGGAGCGGCACAUUCGUGUUUGAUUAUGUGUAUAUCCUGUUCUGGAACUCGUUGUGGACUUUACUGGCCGUUGUCGGGAUAGGUCUCUUCGACCGCAUCUUAGAUUCCCAGGCCCUCAUGGAUUUGCCGGAGCUUUAUCAUUAUGGGCGCAGCAGUUAUUGGUUUUCCAUGCGGGAUUUCUAUGUGUAUAUUCUCGAUGGGAUGUACCAAUCCGUCAUCAUUUAUUUCCUCAUCACAUACGGGUAUUUCUCGCCCACGUCGCGGAGUGACGGCUAUGAUACGCAUCUUUAUGAGUACUCUACGACUAUGGCUGUUUCGGGCGUUAUGGUCGCGAAUAUAUUCACGGGGAUGGCGGCAUCCGCAUGGACUUGGUGGCUUGCAUUUGCAGUCUCUUUCGGAAUUGCCCUUGUCUGGGGCUUCACGUAUAUCUACUCGCUCAUUUCACCAGGCUAUGCAGUGACUAACCUCUAUGGAAAUUAUUACUUCCUCAGCGCCUCUGCAUACUUCUGGCUCGCCAUUCCUCUUACAAUGCUGCUGUCGUUGGCUCCUCGGUAUAUCGCAAAGGCAUGGAAAUUCGGAUUCCGCCCCGACGAUUUGGACAUCAUUCGCUGGGUACGAAAGAAGGACCCUUACCGGGACCUUACUCAUGAUUCCGAGACUCACCUCGGUAUCGGUAUGAGAGUGAUGAAAGAAAACCGAGGACGACCGACGUCGAUUAUGUCUCGACGAUCGUCGCGCGCAAGCAGCCUGAUGACCAUCAAUGAUCGAAUGUCCAUUGACAUUCGGGCGGCUAGUCGGACGGACAUGGCUACGGGUCUCGUGUCUGUGGAUCGAGGGUUUGACUUUGCGACUGAGGAGAACGGAGUGGCGAUGAGGAGAAUCCAGACUAAUUUGUCGGAACGAUGGCAAAAUAACCUCGGAGGGGUGCCUCCCGCUGAGGUGCCCGCUUCGAGGAAGGGCAAGCAGUCAUCGUCGUUCUCGAAUCCAUUCCGGCGCAGUAUUAAGAAGCUCUCUCUUAGGAAGAGCGGGUGAUUGGAGUUGGAGUGUGACUUCUUUUUUUUUUUUUUUUUGGUUUUGUUUAUCUGAACUAUUUAUUUUA